This is a messenger RNA of Mercurialis annua (annual mercury), 2118 nucleotides long. RefSeq names its product very-long-chain (3R)-3-hydroxyacyl-CoA dehydratase PASTICCINO 2. Gene Ontology annotation, molecular function: 3-hydroxyacyl-CoA dehydratase activity. NCBI's taxonomy places the organism in Eukaryota, Viridiplantae, Streptophyta, Magnoliopsida, Malpighiales, Euphorbiaceae. Gene Ontology annotation, biological process: sphingolipid biosynthetic process; fatty acid elongation; very long-chain fatty acid biosynthetic process. The transcript is spliced from 9 exons. Bases 119 to 784 code for a protein of 221 amino acids. Gene Ontology annotation, cellular component: endoplasmic reticulum membrane. The record is from RefSeq and is a predicted model, not a curated record.
AUACUUUGGCAGUUGAACUUCCCACCAGUCCCACCUACAUCUUUAUUGCUUCUCCGAUCUGCCUAGUCUCCUCUAUAAACCCACAAAAAUACUUGCUUUGAACCUUCAAUUCUCAUUAAUGGCGGGCUUUUUGUCAGUCCUCAGGCGCCUAUACCUCACCAUUUACAACUGGGUAGUCUUCAUUGGCUGGUCUCAAGUUUUGUUUCUUGCUGUUAAAACUUUGAAGGAAUCCGGUCAUCAACAUGUUUAUAAGGCUGUUGAGAAGCCUCUCUUUCUUGCUCAAACCGCCGCCGUUUUGGAGAUUCUUCAUGGUUUAGUGGGAUUGGUGAGGUCUCCAAUAACAGCAACACUGCCACAGAUUGGUUCGAGAUUGUAUGUAACAUGGGGCAUCUUAUAUAGUUUCCCUGAGAUCCGGACUCACUUUCUUGUUAGCUCUUUGGUUAUCAGCUGGUCAAUCACUGAGAUAAUUCGGUAUUCUUUCUUUGGCACAAAGGAGGCUCUUGGUUUUGCACCUUCAUGGCUCAUGUGGCUCAGAUAUAGCACCUUUAUGUUGCUGUAUCCCUCUGGUAUCAGUAGCGAAGUUGGUCUAAUCUAUCUUGCCUUGUCAUACAUUAAGAAAUCUGAGAAGUAUUGCUUAAGGAUGCCCAAUAAGUGGAACUUCUCUUUUGAUUACUUCUAUGCUGCCAUCCUUGUACUCGGAAUCUAUGUCCCAGGUAGUCCACACAUGUACACCUAUAUGCUGGGGCAAAGAAAGAAAGCUCUCUCCAAAUCAAAGCGAGAGUAAAGCGGGAACAAAAUAUUUCUAACAUCAUACCUUUGGCUUUUCAUUACUUAAUCCUUGUGGUGAGAUAUUUUAUUCUGGAGACGUUUUACGUCUGUGUGCAUUGUACGGCAUCAUCAAGCCAAUAAAUACUUGUUAAGUGUUUAUGAUAGGGUGUCUAUUGUUAUCCAAUCUUCCUGUUUAGGUCAGGAAAUUUAUGGUUAGAGAGAUAAUUACCAAUUAUUUAGCUUAAAUGACGGAAUGAAGAUGAAUAGUGUCGGUUUAUUAAAGAAAUUCAGUCCCCACAUUUGUUCUGUACUGCCUCUUUCUAUCUCUGUUCUUUCAGUUUAAUCAUAUUCAUUAGUAAGGAUUUCAAAAGGCCAUGUGUAGUUUCAAUAGCUCAAGUAGUUAAACCAGCAAAAAAGGAUUAAGUGCAACUUUUAUCAUCCCUCAGCUAGUAGUUGCGUAUAUAAUAAAAAAAUUAUUACAAAAUUGAUAAUUUUUUAUCAUUAGUGCCUGUUUGUGUUCUCUGUUUCUUUGAUUCUUCCAAAUGGUUUCAUCCUGCAUCUUUUUAGGUAGAAGACUUGGCAAGAAAACUCAAACAAGCUACAUGUACAAUUCUGUGAAAGUUUUGAAUGAUAAGUAAAACAAAAGAAAUAAAAUGCAGAACUCAAAGUUCUUGUAGCUGUGUUCAUCCAACCUGUGAAUCACUGAACUUCAUAAUUAUUCGGUGGAUGCACUGGCAGCACUUAAAUCCACAGUCAGGUCGAGUGUCUGAUGCAAAACAUAAACAAAUUAGUGGUAAUUCAUUGGAAAAUGAAUUCUACAACAGACUUUCUAAUUUGUUUACCUUUCCAGUUAUUUUGCUAUACAUGUCAAUCACAUCUUGCACAGUAGUCUCGAAGUGUGUCGUUGCAUCAUAACUCUGCAUUGACAUUCCGUUGAGCUUAGUUAUUAUUUAAAUUACAAGUAUGACUCAGCAUAAUUUAGAGAGCUGAAUUGUUUAGAUAUACUUACUGUGGAAAUGAAACAGUUAUCAGCGUCAUCCUGAUUAGUGGGUUCAUAUCUGUCGUAAGUUUCGAAAAAUAUUUCAUCCACAGGUCCAAGAAGAUCAAUGCCUGGCUUCAGUUCUGUUUGAGGAUCAUCAGUCUCUGCUGCUGUUGUAACAAACGCAAUAUAUUUUCCUUUCGGAGCUACAUUGUGAGUGCAGGAGCAGCUAAAUAGGUACCUGUGGUAGUUAUAAUUAUCAAGUUAAGUUCAUAAAAUUGAAUUUGUCACAACUCAUAACAUCCGAGUGCAGUGUUGUGUAUACAUAAAAACACUUUUCAAAUGUUAAUGCAGCAAUCUGUGUUCGUGCA